Molecule: messenger RNA, 669 nt
Organism: Anthostomella pinea
Lineage: Eukaryota; Fungi; Ascomycota; Sordariomycetes; Xylariales; Xylariaceae
Source: the annotation of a GenBank genome assembly
AUGGCCAGACUAUUCACCCAGGAUCAGAUAUCGCGGCCCAGCCAACGCCCCGACUCCCGUUGGUGUACCAGACAAGAAAAUGCCUCGUUCUUUACACAACCGCCCCUUGGGAUUGCACAAACCCUCGAGAAGGAUUAUCUCUUCUACCUGAAGAACAUUAGCGGCAAGAGCAAUGAUGAUGUUCUCCAUGACAUUAGCGAUAUACUGGGCAGCAAUCUCGUAUUCGUCACAAACGCUCAUAAAAGCAACAACAGUAACGCACUGCGGUCCGUUAUCCUUGGAAAUCAGGAUGCAGCUGACCUAAUGCUGGACUUUGACGCUACCAUCACCAUCGGGAAAAGGCUACAAGCAAGGUUCGACCCGUGCGACGCCGAUACAGAUUGGAUUGCGGACCUUUAUGAAGAGUUCUACGGUGCCGAUUUGACGGGCAUACCACUGUCCACACAACUGCCGGCCUCUGUCGUCCCGACACCUUUCACCGGCGUUUUUCCUCCAAUGGCUCCUGGAGGCCUAGCGCCUACACCGCUGGUUACCACCCCGAACAAUAGAGUUGCCGCCCAGGCCAUCGAUACGAUCGAUGGAGAGGAUGACGAUCUCAUCGAGAGUCCGCCGCGGCGGAGGGCGCAGAAUGACAGGACACGUCAGACCGUUCGAGUUCAGAUGAGGUGA